Agrilus planipennis (emerald ash borer) is the source of this 1440-nucleotide messenger RNA. RefSeq names its product zinc finger CCCH domain-containing protein 15 homolog. The record is from RefSeq and is a predicted model, not a curated record. The coding region runs from base 105 to 1310 and encodes 401 amino acids. Gene Ontology annotation, molecular function: mRNA binding; metal ion binding. The transcript is spliced from 7 exons. NCBI's taxonomy places the organism in Eukaryota, Metazoa, Arthropoda, Insecta, Coleoptera, Buprestidae. Gene Ontology annotation, cellular component: cytosol. Gene Ontology annotation, biological process: cytoplasmic translation.
ACGACAAGAUCUAUGGUCUUUAGUGGAAGUUGUUAUUUUAUUGAAUAUAUUUUCCAUCUUUCCCAUAUUAGUAAUUAAUUAAUCAAUUAAUUAAGUUGUAAAUCAUGCCACCGAAAAAAGCACCAGCGGCCGGGCCUAGCAAAAAAACCGAACAGAAAAAGAAAGAAAAAGUUAUCGAGGAUAAAACAUUCGGAUUAAAAAAUAAAAAGGGGGCUAAGCAGCAAAAAUUUAUUCAACAAGUAGAAAAGCAGGUUAAAUCUGGCGGUCAUCAUCCAGUUAAAGAAGAUCCAGCAAAGAAAUUGGAGAGAGAGAAGAAACUUAAAGAACAAAAGGAAUUGGCAAUGCUAUUUAAACCAGUCCAAACACAAAAAGUGGAAAAGGGUGCAGACCCGAAAUCAAUUGUAUGUGCAUUUUUCAAACAAGGCCAGUGUGGCAAAGGUGAUAAAUGUAAGUUUUCUCAUGAUCUUACAAUUGAAAGGAAGGCUGAAAAACGUUCUUUGUAUGUGGACAUGAGGGAUGAUGAACUAGAAGAUACGAUGGAUAAUUGGGAUGAAGAAAAACUUAAAGAAGUAAUAGAAAGAAAACAUGGUCAAAGUAACAAGACAAUGCCUCAUACUGAAAUUAUUUGUAAACAUUUUCUAGAAGCUGUCGAAAAGUCAAAAUAUGGUUGGUUUUGGCAAUGUCCUUCAGGAGAGAAAUGUAUUUACAGGCAUGCUUUACCACCUGGUUUUGUACUUCAAAAAGAUAAAAAGAAAGAUGCCAAGAAAAAUGAAAUUUCUAUUGAAGACUUAAUUGAAAGAGAAAGGGCUGCUUUGGGACCUAAACAAACCAAAGUAACUUUAGAAACAUUUUUAGCUUGGAAGAGGAGAAAAAUUGAGGAAAAAAUUGACAAUGCCAAAAAAGAAGAAGAGAAAAAACGAAGUGAUUAUAAAGCAGGCAGACAAGUUGGUCUUUCUGGUAGAGAAAUGUUCAGUUUUAAUCCUGCCCUUGCUGCUGAGCAAGAUAUGGAGGAAGGGGAUGAGGCAUUCGAUUCAUAUGCUGUAGAAGACGAAGAUGAAGGCAUAGAAUAUAAAGAAUUAGUUUUAGACAACCUUGCAUUAGAAGCACAAGAAGCUGAUGAUACAGGGACAUUGGCUCUAGAGGGGAGAUUAAAAAAUAAUAAUUUGGGGCAUUCUGAAAAAGAGAAUGGAAUAUCUGAAGGAUCCCAAGAUGAUAAUAUCACUAAUGUACCAAUUAAUGAAAAUUUGUUUGCAGAUGAGGAUUUAGAUGGUCUUGAUGAAGAAUUAAAUGACUUGGAUAUUGAUAAAUGAUAUUAAAAGGUGGACUACAUCUACAUAAACAGCUGAUAUAAUGUAGAACAUCAAUAAAAAUGUUUUAGAUAAGCUGUAAAACAUAAAUUAUGUCUGUAAUUUUUAUCAAUAAGAAUUAAUCGUUUACAUA